AUUAGUUAUACUUUAGCGCGAGAGGGGACAACACGCAUGCGCACUGCCCCGUGGAAGCUUUUAGGUUAAAGGCACAGAGAACCGACAGUUUUUAAGUACUCAAAACAGUGCUUUUUUUUCUUGAAUUUUGAGUAGUUGUUUUAUGUUGGGGAAAUAUAACAAUGAAUAGCCUUAAGUGCAUGCAAAGGUCUUAUGUGAAUUUUUUGAAGGUGAUGCGGAACAACGUAACUUACAGGACGUUCUUCGGGCUGUCACCUUCUUUGAGACCCCUGGAGAGUAAGGAUGGUUUUGUUGGUUCAGGGAAACAGGUGUUCCUUCACCAGAAGUCAAGUUCGUCGACAGUAGAGACAGAGAGAGUGGAGGAUUCCUUCCUCAAAUGGUUCCUUCUGCUCAUUCCUGUCACGACAUUUGGUCUUGGAACAUGGCAGAUUAAACGGCGGCAGUGGAAAUUGCAGCUGAUUGAAGACAUGAGAUGUCUCACCACGGCGGAGCCUAUUGAUCUCCCAACUGAUCCUACUGAGCUGAACAACCUGGAGUACAGGCGUAUCAAAGUUCAUGGGCGCUAUGACCACACAAAGGAACUAUAUGUGAUGCCGCGGUCCCCCGUGGACCCCGAACGUGAGGCCAGGGAGGCAGGGAGGCUCUCAUCGAGUGGUGAAACAGGAGCCAAUGUCAUCACUCCCUUCUACUGCACAGACCUAGGCAUUACAAUACUCGUGAACAGAGGUUAUGUUCCUAAGAAGAAGAUAAACCCAGAAACAAGACAAAAAGGACAGGUAUCAGAAGAAGUUGACUUGGUGGGGAUUGUGAGGCUAACAGAAACCCGCAAGCCUUUCGUACCACACAACGACAUCCAAGGGAACCGAUGGUACUACCGAGACCUAGAUGCAAUGGCCAAAGUUACUGGCUCAGAACCCAUCUUUGUUGAUGGGGACCUUGCCAGCACAAUUCCUGGAGGACCCAUCGGUGGACAGACGCGCAUUACCCUCAGGAAUGAGCACAUGCAGUAUAUUAUAACAUGGUGAGUUGGUUUCCCAUAGAGCAUCACUGGUAACUUGUUUUCUUCAAGUCUGAUACAUUUCCUUCUUCAGGUAUGGACUCUGUUUGGCUACAUCAUAUAUGUGGUACACCAAAUUCAUCAGACGUGUUCCCCUCUAAGAAUGAAGCACUACA
This is a messenger RNA of Scleropages formosus (Asian bonytongue), 1173 nucleotides long. RefSeq names its product SURF1 cytochrome c oxidase assembly factor (gene surf1). The record is from RefSeq and is a predicted model, not a curated record. Lineage: Eukaryota; Metazoa; Chordata; Actinopteri; Osteoglossiformes; Osteoglossidae. The coding region runs from base 162 to 1025 and encodes 287 amino acids. The transcript has 8 exons. Gene Ontology annotation, biological process: mitochondrial respiratory chain complex IV assembly. Gene Ontology annotation, cellular component: membrane; mitochondrion.